Paralichthys olivaceus (Japanese flounder) is the source of this 3417-nucleotide messenger RNA. RefSeq names its product transforming growth factor, beta 2 (gene tgfb2). Gene Ontology annotation, cellular component: extracellular region. The record is from RefSeq and is a predicted model, not a curated record. Gene Ontology annotation, molecular function: growth factor activity; cytokine activity; transforming growth factor beta receptor binding. NCBI's taxonomy places the organism in Eukaryota, Metazoa, Chordata, Actinopteri, Pleuronectiformes, Paralichthyidae. Gene Ontology annotation, biological process: regulation of cell population proliferation; transforming growth factor beta receptor signaling pathway.
ACCGCCUCGUAACGUGGAGCUGCAGCGGUCCCCUGCUUCCACAGCGAUGACCACAGUCUCGGUUUGAAGUGUGUGGAGGGGAAACACGUUGAACCUUUAGCCGCAUCUCCUGCCAGCGUCCGCCGCUGUCCGCUUGGCACGCGUAAAAGACGAGUCGAGCCCAGCUAGAUGGGGCUGGGGAAGACGCGUAAGAAACUGCACUCGCUCCGAACACAAACUCCGAGCUUUUUUGUCAGCGAGCUACCUCCGAAGAAAGGUUCGUUGUCAGAGUGGAGCCGCUACUUUGAGCGGAUUUCUCAUUUCGCCGUAACGCGACAUUACACAGUUGGCACCUUGCGUCAUAACAACUAAUCGCUAAAGUUUAGCACAGAAACCUGAGAUGAAGAGUGGUGAGAGCGCUGAUGCGGUGGAGGUGUACUCGCAGCUAUGCGCCCCGCUGACGGUAACACUCAGCUGUUUUAACUCCCCCGUUUUCAUCCAUAGAGUUUAGAUCUGCCUCCGUCAACAUCUUGCUGCGCCUCAAGGCUGCGCACACCCACUGUGAGGAAUAGAUCACCUGGAUCUCUUUUCCUCUGGACAAAUGUGAAUGGAUUUUCAGGGACACUUAACUGAAACUGGGGUAUUGGAACCAGAAAAGUUUUCAACUCCCUGUUUUUGGCCACUCGGCCAGUCUGCGUAAAUGCUCUCCACUUUGAUUUCUGCGCAAGAAAUGCAUCUGCAUGGCGAUAUUUAAAUCGCCGCGGUAAAAUCCCUCCAGGAUCUGCUUUUAUUUGUUUGAAAUUUGAAGACACAUACACGUGGAGAAGAUGAACCUGUGUAUCGUCAGUCUUCUGCUCACUUUGGAUUUAGCCACUGUGGCGCUCAGUUUGUCCACAUGCAGCACGCUGGACAUGGAUCAGUUCAAGAAGAAGCGCAUCGAGGCAAUUCGAGGGCAGAUCCUGAGCAAGCUGAAGCUCACCAGCCCCCCGGUGGACUUCCCCGAGCCCGAGGAGGUGUCCCGGGACAUUGUGGCCAUAUACAACAGCACCAGGGACCUGCUGCAGGAGAAAGCCAACGAUCGGGCGGCGACGUGCGAGCGGCAGCGCAGCGAGGAGGAGUAUUACGCCAAGGAGGUGCACAAGAUCGACAUGUAUCCCUUCUACCCGUCAGAGAAUGUCAUCUCUGCAACUCAUUUCAACCCUUACUUCAGACGGCUGACAUUUGAUGUUUCCUCUAUGGAGAAGAAUGCAUCCAACCUGGUGAAGGCUGAGCUCAGGAUCUUCCGUCUUCAAAACCCUGUGGCCAGAGUGUCUGAGCAACGCAUCGAGCUCUACCAGAUUUUAGGACACAAAGAUCUGACUUCCCCUACACAGCGGUAUAUUGACAGCAAGGUGGUACGAACACAAACAGAGGGAGAGUGGCUGUCUUUUGAUGUCACAGAGGCAGUGAGUGAAUGGUUGAACCACAGAGACAGAAACAAUGGAUUCAAGAUCAGCCUGCACUGCCCCUGCUGCACAUUUGUACCAUCAAAUAACUACAUUAUUCCCAACAAGAGUGAAGAAUUGGAGGCACGGUUUGCAGGUAUUGAUGACAGCUUCAUUCAUGGUGGUGACCUAAAGGUAUUUAAGAGGCGGCGUCACAGUGCUCGGGCUCCACACCUUCUCCUCAUGCUUCUCCCUUCAUACCGGCUGGAGUCCCAGUCCCGGCACAAGAACCAUAGAUCCAAGAGGGCCCUGGAUGCUGCCUACUGCUCCAAAAAUGUGCAGGACAACUGCUGCUUGCGUUCACUCUACAUCGAUUUUAAGAAGGACCUGGGCUGGAGGUGGAUCCAUGAGCCAAAGGGAUAUGAGGCCAACUUCUGUGCCGGGGCAUGUCCAUAUCUAUGGAGUGCUGACACGCAGCAUUCCAAGGUAUUAGGCCUUUAUAACACCAUCAACCCUGAAGCAUCAGCGUCACCCUGCUGCGUCUCCCAGGACCUGGAGCCCCUCACCAUCCUCUACUACAUAGGCAAGACUCCCAAAAUAGAACAGCUCUCCAAUAUGAAGGUCAAGUCCUGCAAGUGCAGCUAGAACCCCUAACAGGCCAGCAUCAACACUAGAUCCCCUGCCACACGCACACACACACACACUCUAUCACACACACACACAAACUACAUACAAACAGUCAAGCCAUGACUCUACUGUACAGUGUUUACACACAGGUAGGGUCAGGAGGCGUGUGAAUUACAGAACAAUUUAGUGGUACUUCAUUGAGUACACAACACACAUGAUCCGUGCUUCACCAGAAAACCUGACUUUGAUACCAAUGCUUUAAGGCUGAUAUAAACAGAGUUGCGCUGCACUAUGUGGGCGACAUAGGUUCACAAUGCCUAAUGUUGAUAAUAGCAAGUUGUGCCGAAUAAAGGUUGAGUCCAGGUCAAGGCAGCAGGUGGUAGUGUAAUGUUUGGCUGUCCAAUCGUCAAGAGCUGUUGGCUAUCCAACAUCAACAUGCAGCUUUUUUACACACAUCAAACCCCCUCCUGGAGGAGAACCAGAGCAGCCAUUCAGUGCUGCACAAGUAUCAAUUUCAUUGGGGCCUUAUUCCAACCAACUGUUCAUAAGAAGAAAUUUAUUUUUCAAACCCAAUUAUGCAGGUAUCCACCCUCUAGUCCAGAUGCUCAGCUGACAGUACAGCCGCAAGUGCUGAGUUUCCAGUGAUGGUCCCCAAGCGCUGGUCCAGCUCAGAUAACUCUGGACAGCCUGUCCCCCUCCCCUUACCUUUUCCCUUUCCCCCUCUCUCCACUGUGUUUGACAAUAUUUCUUUUGACUUCAGAUUUGAGAUCAGAUCACUUUUUCUACAUCAUCAACUGUGCCACUUUCUCCCGAUAGAGCUUUCACUGAACAUGUAACUGCUUCUCAUUUAGCGUUGUUUUAUAUCCAUUGCUAAUGCUACAAACUUAACAGGUUUUUAACCUCUGCUGUGCCACGGUCUUAAGAUUUUUAUUUAGGCAUUCUCGACUCCUUAAAUUUCCCUUUAAAUUUCUGUAAUCUCUGUGAUUUCUGUGAUUUCCCGCAAUUUCAUGCCCUAUUAUGGGCAUAAACUUGGCAUGUGCCUUUGCUAAUUAGGAAUAACAUAAGAACAGAACAUAAGUGUGAACAAAUCAGCAGUUUAAUGACGUAAGGAUGUAAGGUUUGUCAGGUACUUCCUUUAGAACUAAUUUAAGAGGCCAUUGGUUAAUGGCCAAACAAAUCAAACACUUAAUUUUUAUCCUACAGCAAGUGAAAAUCAUGAAAUAUUCUAACAUAUGAAAUGAGAAGCUUUUCAUUAUGUACCGCUGUUUAUUGUUGAAAUGGAUCCUUCUAGCACCUACAGUAUUUCUAAACCAGAUUAAAUGGAAUGGGAACCAGUCGAUGAUGAUUAUUUAGUUGAUGCAAAGUAACACCAAGUGAAGUGGCUUCA